Molecule: messenger RNA, 756 nt
Organism: Lonchura striata (white-rumped munia)
Lineage: Eukaryota; Metazoa; Chordata; Aves; Passeriformes; Estrildidae
Gene: SPIC
Product: Spi-C transcription factor
Biological process (GO): cell differentiation; regulation of transcription by RNA polymerase II
Cellular component (GO): nucleus
Molecular function (GO): sequence-specific DNA binding; DNA-binding transcription factor activity, RNA polymerase II-specific
Source: RefSeq, a predicted model, not a curated record
AUGUUCUUGCAGAGCUUUCCUGACCACGACGUGCUGGGCCAGGCUUUCGAAGAUGCUCUAGAAGUGCUGCAGCAGCACUCUGACAGAGAAAUGCAGUGUCCACCAGGUUAUAAAAACUGCCUAACUGUGAUCAAUCACCACCACCACCUCCGAGCAAGUCCCAGUUACUGUCCAGCACCAUCUGUGGAGGAGCAAGGGUAUAGCUGGAGAAACAUGAUUAACAGUACAGCGGAUUUUUAUGCAGAUGAGACUGUCUACCAUACACUGCAGAAUGCUCCAGAAAGUCAAGCGAUGCAUGCUGCUCCUGGCCAGCCAAAAGCAGGGAAAGGUAGAAAAAAGCUUCGACUAUUUGAAUACCUCCAUGAGACUCUCUAUGAUCCAGCUAUGGCAAGCUGCAUCCAAUGGGUGGAUAAGCCAAAUGGUGUCUUCCAGUUUGUCUCCAAAAACAAGGAGAAACUUGCAGAACUGUGGGGAGAAAGAAAGGGAAACCGCAAGAUCAUGACUUACCAGAAAAUGGCCAGAGCACUGAGGAAUUAUGGAAGAACAGGUGAAAUCAUUAAGAUCCGUAGGAAGCUGACGUACCAGUUCAGUGCUGUUGUUUUAAAGAGACUUGCUCCAUCUUAUUUCUUGGGAAAAGAAACAAUUUAUCAUCCCUACAUUCAGUCUAAUCAAGAAUAUCAGUGUACAGAUGACUGGACCAGUUACAAUAAUUACAUGUACAACAAUGGUUAUGCAUUACAGCAUGCUAACAGCUAG